AGAGAAGUGCCAAAAUAGUAGAGAAAUUAACCAAGUUGUCGAAAUUUGUCAUGUAGCUGCUGUUGCCUGCCGCGUCCUUAUUUUUUGAAUAUCUGCUCCCUCGCUCCUUCCCACCGUCCAAAGUCCAAACUAGACGCCCACAUCUCACCUUAUAAACGUGAAUCCCCCGCCAUUCACUCUCUACACAGUUUCUGCACAGUCCACUCUUCACAGAACUCCACACUUUGAACCUCGGGAAACAUUGUAUUCAUACUACAGUACCUAAAAAAAAAUUCAUAUAGGGAUCAUUCCAUUUCUUCUACGUAUAUAUCUGAAACUAAGUGAUUGGAAAGUCACAAUGUCGGUGACGUCGAGAAUGCCGGAGCUCCAAAUGCACAACAAAUGGAAAGAUAGAGAAAUCAGCCCUGAACGCACUAAAGUUUGGACUGAACCUUCUAACCAUAAGCUCAAAUCUGUCCGCAAAGUACCGGUUCUUUACUAUAUCUCCAGAAACGGCCAACUUGAACAUCCCCAUUUCAUGGAAGUUCCUCUUUCCUCCCCUGAUGCCCUUUAUCUCAGAGAUGUAAUCAACCGCUUGAAUUGUCUUCGUGGAAAAGGCAUGGCCUCUAUGUAUUCCUGGUCUGCUAAAAGAAGCUACAGAAACGGAUUCGUGUGGCAGGAUUUGACGGAGCACGAUUUUAUAUACCCAGCACAGGGUCAAGAGUACAUUCUGAAAGGAUCACAGCUUCUCGAUAGCGCAUUACCUUCACAACCCGACGAAAUAGCAUGUUCUGGUCUGAGAAAUCCGGCGCCGGAAGUACGGAAAAUCAGCGAAGAUCGUGAGUUUCCGGCAAUCCCAAGGCGUCGGAACCAGUCGUGGACUUCCUCCGAUUUCCACGAAUACAGAGUGUACAAGGCAGAGUCCACCGGCGAAUUGAUCGGAAGAGCCUCCAGCGACGCGUCGACUCAGACAGACGAUCGUCGCCGCCGGCGAAGAGCAAUGCGAAUUGUCGAAGAAGAUGAAAAGUUGAGAGAAGACCGGACCGUUGAACCUGACGUGGUCGAAAAGAAUCAAAAACGGUCGAUGGAGCUGAAGAGAGGUGAAAUUUCACCACCACAGUCGGAUUCAAGCUCUGAAAUGUUAGAGACGUUGAUGAAAGCGGACAGGAGAGUGAUCUUACGGCCAGAUACAAUCAGCGAAGAUCCGACGGUUAAUAUUCAAUCAAGUGGAAAGAGUAAUAAAGCAUCUUCCGUUCUGAAGCAAUUACUAUCUUGGGGUUCCAUGUCUUUCAAGUGUGGGCCCGGUUAUGGCAAAGAAAAUCGAUUUUCCAUAAUUUCACAAUAUAAAUCGAGACUGCCACGUGUUAGGGGCUCUAAUCAAGUGGAGAAGGAUGUAGAGAGUCCAAUGGUGGAAUAUCAUGGAAGUGAAGAGAUAAUUAAGUUGGAGGACAAAGAGUACUUUAGUGGGAGUUUAAUAGAGAUAAAGAAGCAGAAAAUUCCAGCUCUAAAGAGAUCGUCUUCGUACAAUGUGGAAAGGAGUACAAAAUUGGAACUGACUGACAAAAAAGGAGAAAUGAAAACAAAUGCAUUCUGAGAAAGCAAAAGAAUCAGUCAACCAGAAAGGAAGAAAACAGUGACUUGUCUUGCAGUAAUUACAUUAUAAUUGCCACUGUUUCUAUUAAUAUAUACUAGCUAGUGAUCAACAUGGUGCGUAACAAGAUAAACAGAUGAUAGUGGUUAUGCCCCACGUCUAGAACUUACAACAUAAGCAGUAGAUGAUUAGGAAAUAGGAAAAUUCGUGGAGACAAUAUCUCCUGAUCUCAGUUGUAGUUUUUGUAAAUUCAUUCAUGAAAGGCUGAAAAUUCGUGGAG
Nicotiana tabacum (common tobacco) is the source of this 1850-nucleotide messenger RNA. Its product is annotated as protein SOSEKI 5. NCBI's taxonomy places the organism in Eukaryota, Viridiplantae, Streptophyta, Magnoliopsida, Solanales, Solanaceae. The record is from RefSeq and is a predicted model, not a curated record.